Adineta ricciae is the source of this 1479-nucleotide messenger RNA. The record is from the annotation of a GenBank genome assembly. NCBI's taxonomy places the organism in Eukaryota, Metazoa, Rotifera, Eurotatoria, Adinetida, Adinetidae.
AUGUCAAAUAUUAUGACAACAUUUACGGAAUUAUUAGAUGAAUAUCUUCAACAUGAUGAUUCAGAAUUUACACCAGAAUUGGUUCAACUUUAUAAAGAAAAUAAAGAUGGAUUGAAAUACAAAUUCGACAUAGUUUUUGUCUCAUGUGAAAGUGACCAAGAAAGAUUUGAUGAACUUUUUAAAAGUAUGCCAUGGAAAACCGUACCAUUCGCAGGUGCACUCCUACUUCAACACGAAGAAUUGGGUGAAAACAACACGGAGACUUCAACUGAUCAACUCAAUGGCAAAUACGUUGCUCUGUACUUUUCUGCUCAUUGGUGUCCGCCGUGUAAACGAUUCACACCAAAAUUAGGGGAAAUCUACAAAGAAGUCAAAGAUGAAGUCAAGGACAAGUUGGAGAUUGUCUUUGUUUCGUGUGAUGAAGACGAAGAAGAAUUUAAACAUUAUUUCAAAGAAAUGCCAUGGAAAGCAGUUCCAUUCGCCGACCGUCAACUUUCACGAACAUUAGGAGAGAAAUUUGAAGUCGAAGGCAUUCCAUCAUUAAUUGUGCUUUCGCCAUCCGGUGAAGUAAUCAAUUCCGAUGGUGUUGCUGAAGUAAGUGCUUCAGGCAAACAGGCUGUUCGCAAGUGGGCAGAAGGAAAGCGUUUGUUUUGGUCGCGCGACGCCAAAGAAGGAGAACAUGUUUGGCAAGAUAUCAGCUGUUCGAAUUGCUUCAUGAGUCCGAUCCUGGGCUCACGUCACGGUUGUACACAUCGAGAAUGCGAUGUUGAUUUAUGUUCAACAUGUUUAGCGCAGAAUAAACAUGAACAUCCACUUGUGGAAUAUCUUAUACCGGGAAAACAUUAUUCAUUAGAAGAACUUUGUCAAUCGGUUCCUCAUUUACUUGAUCCAAAUAGUGAAGAAACACUCGAAACGAAAACAUUGUGGCAAGAUGGUGUGAAAGCUGUUGGAUUUUACUUUUCUGCUCAUUGGUGUCCACCUUGUCGACAAUUUACACCGAAAUUAGGAGAAAUUUACAAACAAGCUCAAGAAGAUUCGAAAAACUUUCGAAUCGUGUUCGUGUCAAGUGAUCGAGAUGAAGAAUCGUUCAAUGAAUAUCGAAAAACAAUGCCCUGGUCAGCUGUUCCAUUAAACUCUGGUUCACUUCUCAAAGCGUAUUUUCACUGCUCAGGCAUUCCAUCGUUGAUUAUUCUUUCAUCGGAUGGUAAAUUAUUAACACGUCGUGGCCGAGAUGAUGUUUCAUCAAAAGGUGUUGAAGCUUUGAAAGUCUGGGCUCGAGGAGAAAAAGUUCCUCCUCCUCCACCUGAAGAAUACGAGUGGUCAAGUGUUUCAUGCGAUGGCUGCAGCGCAGCUCCACUUAUAGGUCAACGAUACCAUUGUGACACAUGCGGAAACUACGACUUGUGCGCAGCAUGUGAAAAGAAAGGACACGACCAUCCACUGAAACUCAUCCCCCAACCAAACGAUGAAGAUGAUUAA